Molecule: messenger RNA, 960 nt
Organism: Dovyalis caffra
Lineage: Eukaryota; Viridiplantae; Streptophyta; Magnoliopsida; Malpighiales; Salicaceae
Source: the annotation of a GenBank genome assembly
AUGACCGAAGCCAGCCAGUACAUUUCCAUCUCCAAGAAAAAUAAGAAACUCAUCCUAGCCAUUUUUGCUUCUUUCUUACUUGUUGCCACUAUAAUUGCCAUUGUCACUGGUGUAAAUUCACAAAAAAACUCCACCAAAAAUGAUGCUGCUCAUGCCAUACUAGAAACUAUUGGAGCUGUCAACACAUUGACUGUUCCAAUGAAUGUGUUUCUACUACAUAUAAACAGCACUAGAGAUGAUGCUCAAAAAAUCAUGUUCGAUGCUGAUAAGCAACAAUCCACCAAUAAGGGACUUAGCCAAGAACAAAAGAAAGCUUUCGUUGAUUGUUCAAAGAAUUAUGCUAGGAUUGUUGACGAUUUAAACAUGCUCAUUGUCGACCCCAACAAGAAAGCUGCUGAUCUCAAGACCCAUUUCAGUUCUUGCUUGUUCAACAAAGAUUCAUGCUUGGAUGGUUUCUCUCAUUCAUACAAAAAUAAGGAGGUGCGUGACGCUUGGUCCAGCGAUACAGGUGCUGUUAAAGCAAAGUGUAGCCAGGCAUUGGGAAUGAUUAAGGAUGAGUCAACCGCUGACAUGCCCAAUGGGCUUAAGACCACGAACAGGAAACUCAAGGAGGACAGCGAUAGCAAUGAACGGUGGCCAGAGUGGCUGUCAGUAACCGACAGACGGUUGUUUCAAUCAUCACGGUUGACUCCAGAUGCGGUGGUGGCAGCUGAUGGCAGUGGGAACUAUAGGACAGUAUCAGCUGCAGUUGCUGGUGCACCAAAUCACAGCAGUAAGAGGUACAUUAUUAGAAUCAAGGCAGGUCUUUACAGGGAAAACGUGGAAGUACCAAUAGAGAAGACUAACAUCAUGUUUCUUGGAGAUGGAAGAAAAACAACUAUCAUUACAGGAAGUAGGAAUGUAGUUGAUGGCAGCACAACCUACCAGUCAGCGACACCGUGGAGGGCCAAAGAUUCCUAG